AUGCAGCCCAUCGUGUUCUUCAUCUUAGCUAUUGUCGCUGUUGUUACAGGUGCUCCUCAUGUGGAGGAACGCCUUGUUGGAGGGACACCGAUCACCAUAGCACCAACAGAUGCAACACCACCAUAUGAAGCCAUGUUCCCUUAUGUUGUCUCCAUCGAGUACGAGAAUUCCCACAUUUGUGGAGGAUUCAUUUACAGCGAAAAGUGGAUCGUCACGACUGCGUCUUGUCUGGAGAAUAAGGUUCUUGGCGAGUUGGUAGUUGUGGCCGGACAGGUCAAUUUGAUUGAUUACGACUACUCCGAAGAAAGGCAUGCCGUUUUCCGAGUGAUCCCUUACGACACGUUCGAUAAUGACACGCUAGUAGACGACAUUGCACUGAUUGAGCUAUCAUCAUUGAUCAAACUUGACGGCGUCUUGAGAAAUUUCAUCAAGUUCAAUGAAGUCUUUACAGAUGAUUUACCAACUCCUAUGGGGACGUUUAUGGGAUGGGGCGCUACAGUGGCCGGAGGAGGAUUUUCUCCAAGACUCCGUCAUGCACAACUUAAAAUGAUAGAAGACAAUGCAAUUUGUGGAACGUUACGGCGCGGAACGAAUUCCAAAUUUCCAAGAUGA
Molecule: messenger RNA, 612 nt
Organism: Daphnia magna
Lineage: Eukaryota; Metazoa; Arthropoda; Branchiopoda; Diplostraca; Daphniidae
Product: complement factor D
Exons: 5
Coding region: 1-612 (203 amino acids)
Biological process (GO): proteolysis
Molecular function (GO): serine-type endopeptidase activity
Source: RefSeq, a predicted model, not a curated record